AAAAUCGCAUCCGUUGGCUUCAACCAUCUUGAAUUCAAAGGUGAAUUUUUAUUUAUCGAAUAACUCGUUUGUUUUCGAUUUCACAGAAAAAUCGUAAUCAUCAAAGUUGUUUAGAAUUAAAGUUCCGACAACUUUAGUCCUUAUCAAUUUUUCGCUAGGAUUAAUAUUUUUAAUUUCACCCCCACCCCAGAACGAAAAGCACCCAAAUAAAAGGAAAUUUAAUUUCAAAUAAUUUAUGUUAUUACCACUUUUCGUGUGAAAUUGAGAAUAAACGUGUUAUUCGAUGAAUAAAAAUUCACCCUUAAGUUCAAAAUGGCGGCGGCAGCCAGCAGGUGCGAUUCCCGAAAACAUCAUUCCGAUAACCAAAAUGUAGACUGGUAGUGACCUCCCCCUAAUGAUUCGCGAAGGAAAAUCGCUACUGUCUUUUUUCCGGGUCAGCUCCUUCUUUGAUCUAACUGGACCGGGAUAUUAUAGGCCCCGAUAUUGAAAGCGUUUUGAAAGUACGAUACCCUAUCUAUUCUCAAUGGUACGAGUACGUUUUGAUUGAAAAGUUUAUUUCAAAUCUUAUUCAGCAAUGGAGCAUCAAUACAGUUAAGGAAGAAAGUGUCGCCACACAACGAAGAAUAAGAGAAGCACGAAAAAUUUAACCAAGAAAUAAAACGGAACCGUUUGAAAUGUUUAUCCGUCACCCGCCGUUACAGUUUUUAGUAAUAACAUAGAAACGGAGAAUCUACUGUAAUUGAGAAACCGUUUCUGAAUAAAAUUCUGAGAUGGAACCCAUGACUCUCGGUUCUCCAGUAGGAAGUCCAGCGCAAACACCAGGAAGUCCAGGAGCAAAUUCCACUUAUCUGCCAAAUUUUUUGUUAGGAGAUGCUAAUCAUACUGCUAGAUUGAAUAUAAUGAGUCCCCAAGGUACUCCAAGAAACACCCAAUUUCGAUCAUCCAACACCGGGGGUUUGCCUUCACCAACGUCGAACUAUGGCACCCCUGACUAUCGGACUAAUCGGCAAAAAGCAAUGCUCGGUAAUGUGAUGAGUCCUAACGGGCCACAAAUUGGUUCCGAGGCUCAGACCGGGGGUCCUCCUACAAGAAGUCUGUUCGAUACAUUAGAAUCGCCACAAUCGAUAGGUCCUUACUCCCCAACAGCUGGCUUAAACGUCACCAAUAAUCAGUCCAGAAUGCUAGUAGGCAACAAUAUCAACAAUUCAAUAUUUUUAGAUAACUCUACUAAUUUGUCCAUUAAUGAACCGAUGCAAGGGCUGCUGCAGUGGGUCACUGUAUUUGGUUUUACCCCGAACUCUUUCAAUGCGGUGUUAUCUCACUUGUCAAGCAGAGUGCGUAUCAUUGACAAGCGGGAGGCUCCACAUGCCCAAGGUAAUUGGAUUCACUUGAAGUGUGCUUCAGAACAAGACGCUCAUAGAGCUCUGGCUUGCAAUGGUCAUAUAGUAGCAGGGUCUAUAAUGAUUGGCGUUAAACCAUGCACAGACGAAGGUGUAGUCUUGGGAUCGGAUAAAGAGAAUAUAACCAAGUUAAACAGCAGUGCAGCAUGUUUUGCUACUCCAGAUAGAUUGAAUCCGGUUUCCCCUAAUUACCCCGGCACAUUACUGCCCACAUCACCUCGAAUACAGAACGCCCGUCCUUUGGCAGUAGGGUAUAAUCAGCAUUUAAGUCCUCAAUCAGUUGUAUCCCCAGAAAAUGUGCCUCAGAAAUCUACGGGUCUGGUUUCCAAAGCGAUGGAGUAUAUGUUUGGUUGGUAGUCCAAUGAAACUUUAGAAUCCGCGAUUUCAAGCACCAUUUUGGUCCCAGUUAUCCCGAUCCUAAUUGAUCUGGACAGUACUUUUUAUUCGCCAAAUAAUUAAUUUGGCUUUACAAUAAUCUAGCAUUUGUCAAUGCGCAACAAAUCAUGACUGAUAACAUCUCUACAUAACAUCAGUAUGUUCUUUGCUGAAUAGUUGUAAUUUCCAAAGCUAAUAUGAUUGUUCCUUUUUAGAAAAAUGAACAUCGAUAUGCUUUAUGUAUGCUAACCCAUUCUGUGAAAUAGUAAUAAUUGUAAUAAUAAUUAUAACAAACCAUCAAAUUUUUCGAACUUUUUCCAAUGUUCUUCAGCGUAUGUCGAAUAAUUAUGUAUAAAAUAAAGCGUAAUUUUUUGAUAAUGACAA
Molecule: messenger RNA, 2159 nt
Organism: Athalia rosae (coleseed sawfly)
Lineage: Eukaryota; Metazoa; Arthropoda; Insecta; Hymenoptera; Athaliidae
Product: nucleoporin NUP35
Exons: 4
Coding region: 771-1757 (328 amino acids)
Biological process (GO): nuclear pore organization; regulation of DNA-templated transcription; NLS-bearing protein import into nucleus
Cellular component (GO): nuclear membrane; nuclear pore central transport channel; nuclear pore nuclear basket
Molecular function (GO): single-stranded DNA binding; phospholipid binding; structural constituent of nuclear pore
Source: RefSeq, a predicted model, not a curated record